GCGCGUGGCGGAGGUGUGUGGUGUUUGGAGGCCGCGUUGUGAGUAGCCGGUUGGUGCCGGUGGUUACUCCGCUUGCGGCUGCACCUCCUGUCUGCUCCUCCCCGCCUCCCUGCCGUCAGGGACAGGGUCGGUACCCUCCACCGGUUGCCUUCAGGGCCCCCUGCGGGGUGUGUUGGUGUGACUCCAGCACGUCCCCCCGGGUCCUGCUGGAGAUGUCUGGGGCGAAGGAGAAGAAGCGGGCCAAGAAGAUGAGGAACCAGCCUGCCAGCGUCACUCUUCCUGCAGAGCCGGGGCUCUUCCCCGGCGGCGGGAGCAGAGCUUGCCCGACCCCAGGAGAUGUUCUUUCUGAGCACCAGUAUCAGCAGCAGAAAUUUUUGAAUCGAUCAUCUGGGCCUUCUUACAGGAAAGACCAGUAUUUUCCAAAAGGGCAAAAUAGAGGAGAGAGAGGCAGAGGAAAAGGAGAAUGGCAAGGAGGACGCCAGAACGUUUCUGAGGAAAUGCCAAGAUACAUAACAGUGUCUACUUUUGCUCAAGCUCGUGCUGCUGAGAUCAGUGCCAUGUUGAAAGCAGUUUCACAGAAGUCUUCAAACUCUAUGGUUUUCCAGACUCUCCCGAGGCACAUGCGACGGCGAGCAAUGAGUCACAAUAUUAAACGCCUACCCAGGCGGCUCCAAGAGAUUGCCAAGAAAGAGGCAGAGAAAGCUGUACAUCAGAAAAAAGAACAGUCAAAGACUAAAUGCCGCAAAGCUAGAAGGCGCCACAUAAAUUUGGUAGCAGAGUUUAAUCGCAGGCAAAGAAAGAAUAUUUGGCUGGAAACACACAUUUGGCAUGCAAAGAGAUUUCACAUGGUAAAGAAAUGGGGAUACUGUUUAGGAAAUAGCCCUACGGAGAAGUGCUACAGGGCUUGUUACCGAGCCAUGACAAAACACUGCUUUCUUCAGGAUUUAUCAUAUUAUUGUUGCUUGGAGUUGACUGGUAAAGAGAAUGAGAUUCUGAAGCCACUUGCUCAAAUAUGUAGCAUUGACACAGGGUUAACAUUUGGAGAGGCAGAUUGUCUGUCUGGAAGAUUUGAGGGUUCUGUGAAUCUUUACCGAGCAGAUCGCUAUCCUGAGGAUAUGCUCGGUCCUGUUACAUUUAUUUGGAAACCCAGGGAUGGGUCAGAAAACAGACAAUUGUGGAUCUGGAUGCAUCCAACUCUUAAACAGCACAUACUGGGAGAGUUAAAAGCAAUUUUUCAGUGUUUGGAGCCUGAAGAAACCUAUAUUCCUGAGCCUGCUACAACAUCAGUUCAAGAGGAAAAACAAAUGGAUGUUGUUCUGAGUGUUGGCAAGAAAAGAAAGAAGGAGGAUAAAGAAGGAGAAAAAGCUGUGCCAGUGAAAAAAAUAAUUGGUGACGGCACUAGAGACCCGUUCCAGUCCUACACUUGGAUUUCACAGACUACUGGUGUUGUGAUCAGUGAUAGAAGCAUGGAGAUUCUCAGAUAUAGACUGAUUGGUCCAUUGUCACACUCUGUCCUUACAGAGACCUUGAAAGCUGCUUCUCUACAAACAGAAAUGGCAGAUUCAGAAACAGAACUGAAUAACUGGUGGGUAGAAAACUGCAAGGACUCUGAAAAAGUAUCUCUUCAUCAGUGUCAAAGUGCUAUCUUUGAGCUAUUAGAAGGGAUAAGUUCACCAUCACAGCUGCCACCAGGUACAAUACUGGGCCUCACUGUUGGAGAUCCUCGAGUCAAUAUGCCAAAAAAGAAGACAAAAGCUAUGCCAGACUUUGAAAAAUACCAAGAUAAUGAUAAAGUUAGGCAGCUGUACCUGGAGGGUGUACCUGUAGAGUGUGCUCACAGCUUUAUCUGGGACCAGGACAUCUGUAAGAACGUCACCGAAAAUAAAAUCUCGGAGCAGGAUUUAAACCAUAUGAGAGCUCAAUUACUGGUACCUGGAUCGCACCUUGAUUUGGGUCCUUGUGAAUCUAAGAUUCCCAUACUCUUGGUGCAGCAGCCAGGGAAAAUGGCUGGAGAAGAUCGACCAGGAUGGGGAAGUGGCUGGGAUAUCUAUCUCCCAAAGGGCUGGGGCAUGGCUUUCUGGAUUCCUUUCAUAUACAGAGGUGUACGAGUUGGUGGCUUGCAAGAGGCUUUAAAGCAUUCCGAAUAUCAAAGAACACCUCACACUCCAAAUGAUUUCCCAGACUGCCAAGCAGGAAUGCAGUUUGCCAAAGAACUGGAAACCAGUCUUCUUGAAAAAUUCAAACGACGUCCACCUGCAAAAAGGCCAAAUUAUAUCAAGCUGGGUACUCUGUCUCCUUUCAUCAUUCCUUGGGGGCAGCUGACAAAGAACUGGGAAGAAAGAAUGAAAGCAUCAGGAGAAUUUGUACAUUCUUCUUCCCCACACUCUGAGCACUGUGCAAUUAAAGGUCAUAGCUUUUGUGACCCCAAAGCAGAAAAGAUGAAGGAAGCUUCCCCUGAGACUAGUGAAGUAGAGGAGACUAUGGAAAUAACAAGCUCUGAAGGUAUCUUGAAGACAGAGGAUGUUACAGGCACCCAAGACAUCGGUGAGAGAGAUGAAACGAUGGCAAGAAGCGAUUUUAUUGUUCUCAGGAGUGAAAAACUACUAAUGCAGUUAUCAGCCUGGUGCUAUCCCACUGCUGGAAAAGAUCGGCGAAUCCGCCUUGUAUCUCGACUAGGACAGAAGGAAAUGACUGAAGAUGUCUUUUUGCCAAUCUUGAUGACAUAUCCAAGGGCUCUAGUGUGGGUCAACUUGUCUCUCUUGAGAAAAGGGAGCCCUGAAUUACAUGCCAUGAUUUGCAUCCCAACAGAAGAUGACUUACUGCAUCUAAGCAAAGACAAACUCUUCUGUGGUCCUCAAGAACCCAAACAUCAUGAUAUAUUCAAGCAGAAGGUACAGAAAUUAAAAGAGGAGAAGAAGAAGAAAAAAAAGGGUAACAUAAAGACUCUAGAAGGUGACCCUCCAAGUGUUCCAGAAGAAGAAACAGCUGAGGAGCAUGAAGACCUCAUUCUUGGUCUUUGGUCAGAUGCUCUCCCAGAUGUUACUUCCCACUGCUCCAGAACUCUAUUGGGAUAUGUUACUCGAGGGGAUUUUUCAUUGGCUGCAGGCUGUGGAGAAGCCCUGGGUUUUGUUAGCUUGACAGGGUUAGUUUAUAUGUUGCACAACCAGCCAGCAGAUAAAAAAGGGCUCGUUUUGUUAAGAACUCCGGCAUCUUUACAGUACAGAUUUGCAAGACUUACUAUUGAGGUUUAAUUAUCAUCGCAAUGCAGUAGAAUGCCAAAAAUACCAAAGAACGCCUGUUUUGUCCUUUGCAGCCUUUCUGCUGUGUGUCAGAUUUGUGGUGAUUCUGAGACCCAACAAUGUCUUGAAGAUUAUGAAAUAAUUAAGAUCUUUGUAACAUUAUUAAUGAAAAUAACUAAUGCAUAACCAGUAUUACUUUGAUGUCUACACUGCUAAGGAUUCUUAACAGUAACAGUUCCGUUAUCAUGAUCUUAUUUAUCUCUAAAGUGUAUUGUUCAUCUCAAAGCAGCAGAUAAUAGAACAAUACACAGGAAAUCAUUCUUCUCCUUUUAGAAAUCUUCUGUUCAGGUGGAUAGGAACUUUCUAGUGCACUUUCACAUGUGACUGCAUGCAAUCUGGACAAGGGUGUAUAGCCAGUGGCUUUUCCCAAUUCCUUGUGUCUGAAUAUGUGUGGCUGCAGUGGAACAGAGCUACAUAGCGCAGAAAGGCACUUACUGUGAUGGAAAAGCUCUAUGCUUAAAUAAAAUGCAAAUUAAAUAUAGCCCAGCUAUAUAAUCCUGAAUUAUGGCAACUGGCACUCUUAAAUAGGGAAGUGUAUCAGUCUCUAGUCUGAGAGGAAAAAAAACCUGUUCUUGAAAGUUAAUGAGCUUUUCAGAUGCAAAUUGCUGGUGAUGGGUCAGCAUACAUUUUCUCUUAAUAAAAUUGAGAUAUUUUGGUUCCUUAAAAAACGAUAUUAUUUUUGUAUGGAAUGUGCUAGGCUUCUUAAUGGUAUGGUUUAUGAAUGUUGUUUAAACAGUCUGAAAACUUGUAUGCUGGAGGGGUGAGGGAAGGAAGAUGUUUGAUUCGACUGGGAUGGUGUGGGUUGGUUUGAUUUGGUUUGGUGUUUUGUUGGGAUUUUUUAAUGAUAAUUUUAAGCUUCCAGCCGUUCUUGAGUUGUGCAGCUUGAGCACAAGUUUACAAUAAUUCCCUGUAGUUUAGUAGCAGCAUGAUACAAAUACAUGCCAGUUGGUAGAAUUACCCUGAAAUGAUCAUGUACCAAUAAAAAUGUAAUUA
Molecule: messenger RNA, 4292 nt
Organism: Melopsittacus undulatus (budgerigar)
Lineage: Eukaryota; Metazoa; Chordata; Aves; Psittaciformes; Psittaculidae
Gene: POP1
Product: POP1 homolog, ribonuclease P/MRP subunit
Exons: 15
Coding region: 213-3251 (1012 amino acids)
Biological process (GO): tRNA 5'-leader removal
Cellular component (GO): ribonuclease MRP complex; nucleolar ribonuclease P complex
Source: RefSeq, a predicted model, not a curated record